Molecule: messenger RNA, 8838 nt
Organism: Nothobranchius furzeri (turquoise killifish)
Lineage: Eukaryota; Metazoa; Chordata; Actinopteri; Cyprinodontiformes; Nothobranchiidae
Source: RefSeq, a predicted model, not a curated record
UGUGAAUAGCGUUACCCCAUUUUCCAGCUGUCCCUCAGUCGGUCGGGAUUUCUGGACCACGGGAAAACCGCUGGGAAGGGUUUUAGUUAUAAACCAUCCCAUUUCGGAAAAAGGUUUUCCAUUUCAUGGUUACACAACCCCACGGAAAGCAAUUUUAACCGGUACUUCAUUAUGGAAGCCGAACUAUGAGGUGUUGUGUAGUUAUAGAAGACUGAGUGUACCAUGGCGCAGUUCUCCACCACAUUCACAGGUCCAGAUGUGUUUCAGAUCUCUGUGGAUGAGAGAGCCAAACAUGAUCAGCAGUUUCACAGCCUGUCUCCGACCGCUGGAGGUUACAUAACAGGUGACCAGGCCAGGAACUUUUUCCUUCUGUCAGGGCUGCCCCCACCCAUUCUCGCCCAAAUAUGGGCUCUGGCUGAUAUGAAUGGUGACGGUCGUAUGGACAUACACGAGUUCUCCAUCGCCAUGAAACUCAUCAAGCUGAAACUUCAAGGUCACCCUCUGCCUUUUUCACUUCCCCCCAGUUUGAAACAACUUCCACCACCUUUAGCGCCCCAGACCAGCUUUGGAAUGCCUUCUUUGCCACCUAUGGCCCCCAUACCAGCUCCCAUCUCAGCUCCCCUGCCGGUUGUGCCCCCCCUCCCCCUGCCCCCCAUUCCGGUUGGAGUGUCUCCCCCUCUCGUCUCAUCUGUACCUCCUCCCCUUCCUCAGCCUGUUGUCAAUGGAGCUCCUCCCUCCGCCAUGAUACCGCCCAUCUCGGGCUUCCCUCACCCAGCUGCUCCCGUGAACAAAACCUCUUCAUUUAAUCGUUCCAGCACCAAGCCGCAGAAAGGGUGGUUCCUCAGUCCUCCAGGCUCAAGUACAGACAGCUUUUUAACUCCCAUGACAAGAUGAUGAGUGGAUAUCUCACUGGACCCCAGGCUCGCACUAUCCUGAUGCAGUCCAGUCUUCCUCAGAGUCAGCUGGCCACAAUAUGGGGUCUGUCUGACAUCGACCAGGAUGGAAAGCUAACAGCUGAGGAGUUCAUCUUGGCUAUGCACCUCAUAGAUAUGGCUAUGUCAGGGUUACCUCUUCCUCCAGUGUUGCCACCAGAUUACCUCCCACCAACUUUCAGGCGUGUACGAAGCGACAGUGUUCAGUCGGACCAGAAGAGUGUUCAGGAGGAACCGGAAGAGGAGACGGAGAGCAGCCAGGAGAAGAAAUUACCGGUGACGUUUGAGGAUAAAAAGAGGGAGAACUUUGAGCGAGGGAACCUGGAAUUGGAGAAGAGACGUCAGGCUCUUCAGGAGCAGCAGAGGAAAGAGCAGGAACGGCUGGCUGCUCUAGAACGAGAAGAACAGGAGAGAAAGGAGCGCGAGCGGCUGGAGCAAGAGCGGAGGCGACAGCAGGAACUAGAGAAGCAACUGGAGAAACAGAGAGAGCUAGAGAGGCAAAGAGAAGAGGAGCGGCGCAAGGAGAUAGAAAGGAGGGAGGCCGCUAAAAGGGAAUUAGAGCGCCAGCGUCAGCUGGAGUGGGAGAGGCAGCGUCGCCAGGAGCUUCUGACGCAAAGAAACAGAGAACAAGAAAGUAUCGUCCUGCUCAAAGCCAGGAAGAAGACUCUGGAGUUUGAACUGGAGGCUCUGAAUGAUAAGAAGAACCAGUUGGAGGGUAAACUGAAAGAUGUUCGUUUUCGUCUGUCGGCUCAGCGGAGGGAGAUGGAGCAGACCAAUCAGACCAGAGAAACGCGCAUCGCUGAAAUCACACAGCUACAGCAGCAGCUGCAGGAGUCGCAGCAGUGGCUGGGGAGGCUGAUCCCUGAUAAACAGUGUCUGAACGACCAGUUGAAACAGGUUCAGCAGAGCAGUCUGCAUCGGGACAGUCUAUCAUCUCUACAGAAAGCCGUUGAGCAGAAAGAGAGCAGCAGAGAGCAGCUGAAAGAGCAGCUUGAUGCUGUGGAGAGAGAGACCAGAGCUAAACUGCUGGAAAUAGAUGCGUUCAACACACAGCUGAAGUCUCUGUGUGAGUUCUAUGCCAACCACUGUGCCAGGAUAGAAGCCCUGCAACGCCAGCUUCAGGAGGAAGAGAAAGGGAGACAGGAGUUGCGGGAGAUCCACACCCGCCAGCAGAGGCUGAAACAGAAGGAGCUAGAGGGAGACACACACAUACAGACACACACACUCCCUCACAUGCAAACGCACAGUGAGAGAAAGUCUGCUGAACUGCAGGAGGGCGGGCUGUCUUCACAUGAAGCAGGAAGUUCAGCAGCUAAAGCCCCCAGCCCCGCCUCCGUCUCAGCAUCGCACGCCUGGCUGAACAGAGUUACUCAGGAGGAGGAGGAGAGGAAGAGGAGAGGGAUGGAGGAGAAGGAGGAGGGGAGGAAGGGAGUCGGGUCUCUAGAAGAGGAGGACGAGAACAGAGGCAAGAAGGACAUGCAGGAGAAACUGAACAAGCUGUUCAGUCAGCCAGCUGAUCCUUGGGCCUCGGCAGCGGAGAAAGCUCCAGGCUCCAGUGUGUUUGAGCAGAAAGCAUCGAGCAGCGGCUUCGACCAGCAGCAGCAGCAGCCAGUGAAGGUGGUCUACUACAGGGCUCUGUAUCCAUUUGAUGCUCGCAGCCACGAUGAGAUCAGUAUCCAGCCUGGAGAUGUCAUCAUGGUGAAGGGGGAGUGGGUGGAUGAGUCACAAACGGGUGAGCCUGGGUGGCUCGGGGGUGAGCUCAGAGGCAGGACCGGUUGGUUUCCAGCUAAUUAUGCAGAGCGUAUACCCGACAGCGAAGCCCCAAUCAGCCUCCGCUCCACUUCCUCAACCACACCCACUUCAGCCCAGCAGCCCAUGACCACGCCCCCUCCGGCUCCUGGACACACCUCCUCAUCCACAUCAUCUGGCAACAGUAACUGGGCAGACUUCAGCACCACAUGGCCCUCAAACACAACAAGCCAAUCAGACAGUGAAGGGUGGGACGCUUGGCCAACUUCUUCAGCCAAUCAGAAUCCAUCUCUCAGUGUUCCAUCUGCACAGCUACGACAACGCUCCGCCUUCACACCUGCAACUAUGACAACAGGCUCCUCCCCCUCUCCUGUACUAGGACAGGGAGAGAAGGUGGAAGGGCUCCAGGCUCAGGCUUUGUACCCCUGGAGAGCAAAGAAGGACAACCAUCUUAACUUCAACAAAAACGAGAUAAUAACAGUGUUGGAGCAGCAGGACAUGUGGUGGUUGGGAGAACUUCAGAAUGGACAACGAGGCUGGUUCCCCAAAAGUUACGUCAAACUCAUCUCGGCCAACGUGACCGUUCCCCCCAGCACUGUAGCUCGAAAUAAAAACACAAGUGAAUCUGGAAUGUCAGAAAGCCCACCCAAUGGAAAACGUCCCUCAUCUUCUCCGACAAAAUCCUCCGACACCGGAGAAGAAUAUGUGGCCAUGUACACCUAUGAGAGCACAGAACAGGGAGACCUGAGCUUCCAGCAAGGAGACAUCGUCAUGGUGACCAGGAAGGAAGGAGACUGGUGGACAGGCACGGUCGGAGGAAAGACUGGAGUCUUUCCGUCCAACUAUGUUAAGCCACGCGAUUCAUCAAUAGAAUCACUGGGACCAGCAGGGAAGACCGGCAGUCUGGGGAAGAAACCAGAGAUCGCUCAGGUGAUUGCAGCCUACACGGCAACAGGAGCAGAGCAGCUGACGCUAGCUCCAGGACAGCUCAUCCUCAUCAGGAAAAAGAACCCCGGGGGCUGGUGGGAGGGCGAGCUCCAGGCUCGAGGGAAAAAGCGCCAGAUUGGUUGGUUUCCAGCCAAUUAUGUGAAGCUUCUGAGUCCAAGCACCAGCAAAACCACACCAACAGAACCAACUCCUCCCAAACUGGCUCCUGCCAGCACAGGUCUGUGUCAGGUGAUCGGCAUGUACGACUACGUGGCCCAGAACGACGACGAGCUGGCCUUCCAGAAGGGUCAGGUGAUCACAGUGCUCAACAAGGAUGACUGUGAUUGGUGGAAAGGAGAGCUGAAUGGGAGAGAGGGCCUGUUUCCUAGCAACUACGUCAAGCUGACCACAGACACUGAUCCGAGCACACAGUGGUGUGCCGACCUCCACCUGCUGGACAUGCUGAGUCCGAUGGAGAGGAAGAGGCAGGGCUACAUCCACGAGCUGAUUGUCACAGAGGAGAACUAUGUCAACGACCUGCAGCUCGUCACCGAGAUCUUUCACAAGCCUCUGCUGGAGUGUGAGCUGCUCACAGAGAAGGAGGUGGCCAUGAUCUUUGUCAACUGGAAGGAGCUCAUUAUGUGCAACAUCAAACUGCUAAAGGCUCUUCGGGUGAGGAAGAAGAUGUCCGGUGAUCGGAUGCCUGUGAAGAUGAUAGGUGACAUCCUGACCAACCAGCUUCCCCACAUGCAGCCAUACAUCAGAUUCUGUUCGUGUCAGCUGAACGGAGCCACGCUGAUCCAGCAGAAAACCGACGACAACCCUGAGAUCAAAGACUUCCUGAAGAGGUUGGCCAUGGAUCCCAGGUGCAAGGGGAUGCCUCUGUCUAGUUUCCUCCUCAAACCCAUGCAAAGAGUCACACGCUACCCUCUCAUCAUCAAAAACAUCUUGGAAAACACUCCAGAGUCUCACCCAGAUCACAGCCACCUGAAAGCUGCUCUGGAGAAAGCUGAGGAGCUCUGCUCACAGGUGAAUGAAGGCGUCAGAGAAAAGGAGAACUCUGAUCGUCUGGAGUGGAUUCAGGCUCAUGUGCAGUGUGAGGGACUCUCAGAGCAACUGGUGUUUAACUCGGUCACCAACUGUCUGGGACCCAGGAAGUUCCUCCACAGUGGGAAACUGUUCAAAGCAAAAAGCAGCAAGGAGCUUUAUGGCUUCCUGUUCAACGACUUCCUGCUACUGACACAGGUCACCAAACCUCUGGGGUCAUCAGGAUCAGACAAAGUCUUCUCCUCAAAAACACACCUGCAGUAUCGCAUGUACAAAACGCCAAUCUUCCUGAAUGAAGUGUUAGUGAAACUGCCAACGGACCCUUCAGGAGACGAGCCUCUGUUCCACAUCUCUCACAUAGACCGGGUUUACACCCUCAGAGCCGAAAGCAUCAAUGAAAGGACGGCGUGGGUUCAGAAGAUCAAGGCAGCUUCAGAGCUCUUCAUUGAGACGGAGAAGAAGAAGAGGGAGAAGGCGUAUUUAGUGCGUUCUCAGAGGGCGACGGGUAUCGGUCGACUGAUGGUCAACAUCGUAGAGGGGAUCGAGCUCAAACCCUGCCGCUCUCACGGAAAAAGUAACCCGUACUGUGAGGUGACGAUGGGUUCUCAGUGCCAUAUCACUAAAACGUUACAGGACACAUUGAAUCCCAAGUGGAAUUCCAACUGUCAGUUUUUUAUAAAGGACCUUGAGCAGGACGUCCUCUGCAUCACUGUGUUUGAGCGAGACCAGUUCUCUCCUGAUGAUUUCCUCGGCAGGACUGAGAUCCGGUUGGCUGAAAUUAAAAAAGACCAGGGCUCAAAAGGACCAAUCACAAAGAGGCUGCUGCUCCACGAGGUCCCCACAGGGGAGAUCGUUGUUAGGCUGGACCUCCAGCUGUUUGAGGAACCGUGAACCCCGAAAACUGGAUUGGGCCAAAAAAGGGAUCAGAGAUGGGUACUGGACUCCGCAGCUGGACUGGAACAGACCAGACUGGAGACCUGCUUUGGUCUGGAGCUUUUCAAGUAGAAUGUUUAUAUUAUUCCUCAUAAUAAUAGAUAGUUGCUGAAAGGUGUCCCUGUCUAGAAAUGUGGCGUGUUUGACUCCACGAUUCUGUCAUUUCCCCAAACUCUCAUUCACUAUCUAGCAUAUCGGGCUAUCCAGAUUAACUCAUCUGCACCAUGAUGGAAAUGGAUCCAUCUAGAAAUCAAACCUAGACCAGUUUCCAGCCCAAUUGUGUCCAGUCUAUUCUGCUCGUGUCCUCCUUCCGUGUGGUCCAAAGCUGAACAUCAGAUGGGUUUUUCCUGUUUCCUCCUGCUGCUUCAGCCAGUCUGUCCUACAGACGCUCUGGUGACAAUCCCUUUGUCAUCUAAACAAACUGCUGUGUGUAUCCGUGCGCAUGUGUGUGUGUGUGUGUGUGUGCGCGCGUAAGGUGGACAGGCAACGUAAAGCGCAAGUUUAGUCUACAUUUUUUAUGCCGCAUCCUACAGACCUUUCCAAGCUACAGAACAUAAAGGGACAUUCAGAGGGUUGUUUUUUAUUGUCUGCUGAACACUUGCCACAGGAUCCUAGGAAAGGGUAAAUAUGUACAGUUGUAUUGAGAAAUACUAACAGUGCUAAUAAGCUAAAGUAUAGACAGAUUUUUACUCCAUACAUGACAAGUGUCCAGUGUAGACUACAGACUACGGUCAUGAUGAGGUACCAGUUAAAGUUACAGUGGGUACAGUGAACAAGUUCAAAGCUGAAUUAAAUCAAAGUACUGGGAGGAAGAAUUUCUUAACUCGUUUUUUUAAUGCUUGGGACCAAUAUUGGUCAUAGAUUUAGAUCCUUUCAGUCACACAUCUCAAGCUGUCCUAGUGGUCGUCUCUAUGCAACAAGGGAACAUGCUUCUUUAAAGCGGAAGAAGCUCGUUGGUACUCCCUGGAGAAAAAAUGUGUUUCUUUAAGCCAUCAAAGAGACCAUUUUGAGUAAUCAGUGUAGGAAAUAUUGCCUGGAACAACACAAAUAUUUGAAGGCAAGUCUGUUUCAUUUUAGCAUAAUUGUCUCUGCCUAUACCUUGAUACACAUUUAUUGUAGCUGCUCUUAGUUGCUUCCUGCCUCAUGAUCUCAACAGACAUUAGCUGAAAUAGUCUUGAACUAAUGAGCUAUAGUCCGACUACUAUCAAUCUUUUAUUUGCUUUUUAAAUAAAAACAAAUCACUCUCUCCUCUUGAUGAUAUCUGAAGCUUCAAAUCUGAAGCCUCUGCUUCCAGGAGUCUCCAGAUAAAUUAUCAUCCCUAAAUGGAUCAUUUAAAAAUAUAAAUAUGUUUUUCAUUAUUAAUAUUGUGAAAGAUUUGCUUUUCCUCCAUUUUGCUUUAUUUCAGCUACAGCUGGAUGUAUUUGUGCGACAGCUGCAGAUACAUUUAUUAUCUAAUAAAAACGUAGAUUAAAAAAGUCCAUUUUAACAACACAAAACAUUUCUGAUCAUUUGGAAGUUUUUUUCUGUGUAAAAGUUAUAAAUGAUUGCUAUCUUACUUGUUGCAGACAGCUUUUUUAACAUCCUUCAGGAUUGAUGGGCCAACUGCUCGUCAGAGUAACCCAGACGUUUCUUAGCAUCUUAAACGGCUCCAAUCUGCUAAAUUUCAGUGUUUGGUAUAGCGAUGAUUUAUAAACCUAUAAUAUAUAAAUAAUAUAUAAAAUGAUGCUUGCAGAAAGUCGUGAAAAAUCCCCGAUUGUAGCUGUUUUAAGAUGGCACCAACGCACUUUGACCUUGGCUGUAGUCCAACUAGCCAUUAGCUUGGACUAGCCUUUAGCUAACUCUAACCUCUAGUUCAGACUAGCCAUUAGUUUUUAAUCAUCUGUUAGCUUGGAUUGGUUUUUUGCUUGAACUAGCCAUUAGCUUGUUUUGGCUGUUAGCUUAGGCUAGCCCAUAGUUUGGACCAGCCUUUAGCCCAGAUAUGCUGUUACCUUGGACUAGCCGAUAGUUUGGAACAGCCAUUAGCUUGGAUUGGUCAUUAACUUGGACUAGCCAUUAGCUUUUAGCAGCUGUUAACACAUUAGUCUUAAAGAACAAAAAGAGUCUACAACAGUAAACAACAGCUAGCAAGUAUGUAUAGUUUUUUUUUUACAAAGAAAUACAUUUUAAAAGUGGCAGUAAAAUCUCCUCAACCUCUGACAUAUGGUUAAAAGUUACCGGACCACAAUUGUUUUAAAGUAUUUUCAGUCUAGUUUGAACUGCUUUCAGCAAUGCAUGUAUUUAGUGUACCUAUGGUUUGUUCUUCUCUGUUUUUGGGGUCUCUUUGCCUUGUUAGAUUCAAACAACAAAUGAGUGAGGCACUGUGCAAAGUGCCAAACAGCUAGUCUUUGGCUAAGUUCUUUAUUUUUUUGUUUGUUUUAGGAAAAACAGACAAAAUCUAACUUCAACUGUUAGCCAAGUGUUUGUUUUCUUAUUAAGGGAUUUUUUUAAAAAUCUGCCACAGUGAAGGUUAAAUUUAACAAAGAAAAUUGGCUGGCCAUCUCACGGGCUAAGUGUUUAUUGUCAUUUAACAAAUGCCUCCAGUGUUUGAGAUUAGAUGGUUUGUUAAACGAUGAGGGUGUUUAAAAUUAUGGUGCCUUUACAUGAACUUGCUAGCACAUCAUUAAAUGAAAUAACUCCUUCCACAAAACACUCCAUUUUAUUCACCGAUUAGCAUAUCAUCUACUUGAUUUUCCAGGUUUAAAACCAACUCAGGAGUUACUUUGCAGGCAGUGAUAAUUUUCCUCUUAGUCUUAACUACCUGAUUAUUCAAAAUGGCGGCUGUGCUAGCCAAUGGGACGGACAACAGCCAGGUUGUGGAUGUGUUAGGUAACUAUCUACUUUUCUAGAUUAUCUACUUAGUACUUUUAAUUUAUUGCCAUGGUUACAGUAAAGAAAUGUUUGUGACCAGCCACUGUCCAAUCAGCAGCUUGACUGUGUGGAGGAAUGUGUGAACAGAUGUUUGUUGAUGAUGGUGUUAGGUUAACCCUCUGCUCCUUUCUCCAUGCUGUACUGAAACUAACCCAGUCCAGUUAAAGUUCCUUCGUACUGUCUACCUUCCAGGUUGUGUAUAUUACUGCUGUUAUCUGAGAGUUAAUAUAUGAGCACUGCGGGAGCGACGGCGACAGCCUGCUGUUAAUUAUCACUGUAGAAAAUAAUGUUUCAUUGUUGUCUUUCAAUGUUCAAAAUAAAACUUGCUUGGACCAAGACUGGA